UUAGUUAUUUAAUUUUAAUUUCUCCUUAAUGGAUCCUCAUCAGCAAUGCAAAUACAUCUAGGAAAUCUCUUUCUAAGAGAACGAUUAGGUAUUAUGAAUCGAUAUUUUAGUUAAGAGAACGAGUAUCCGAUCUGGAAGCAAAAAAUGCUGAAUUGCAAGAUGAAGUUGAAACAAUAAACGAUCUACUAGAGUAAGAGAAAGCUGUAUGUUAAUCAAAGGAAAAAGCUCUACAAGCCUUGCAGGUAAAAAAUUAGGAGCUAAAUUGCAGAAUUGGCGAAUUGUAGAAUAAGAUUGUUGAAAAAGACACUAAAAUUUAGGAACUUCAAAAUGUGUUAAAAUAAAGCGAUGAUCAAAUUAGUAAGGUUAAUGUGGAAUAAAGAAAAAAUGGAAAUAAAUCUAAAACAUAAAGAAGAUAAAGCAAUCCAAAAAAAUAAUGA
Molecule: messenger RNA, 437 nt
Organism: Paramecium octaurelia
Lineage: Eukaryota; Ciliophora; Oligohymenophorea; Peniculida; Parameciidae
Source: the annotation of a GenBank genome assembly